This is a messenger RNA of Xiphophorus maculatus (southern platyfish), 1890 nucleotides long. Its product is annotated as cholesterol 7-desaturase-like. Gene Ontology annotation, cellular component: chloroplast. The record is from RefSeq and is a predicted model, not a curated record. Gene Ontology annotation, molecular function: 2 iron, 2 sulfur cluster binding; chlorophyllide a oxygenase activity. Gene Ontology annotation, biological process: chlorophyll biosynthetic process; cholesterol metabolic process. The coding region runs from base 185 to 1507 and encodes 440 amino acids. The transcript has 7 exons. Lineage: Eukaryota; Metazoa; Chordata; Actinopteri; Cyprinodontiformes; Poeciliidae.
UAUUCAACUUCAACCCUGCUGCUGAAUCGCAGCACCAGCCCUUUGGAAGACCAUCCUCCCCAAAACUUUUCAGCUUCAGAUGUGGCAUUAACGCGCAAACGCCUGCAAAUAAAUCCGAACUUGGUGGUGGUGUCACUUCCUGAACCCGAACCGCCUGCAGAAACCGAAGCCCCCGAGGGACAACAUGCCAAUGUACGCGGCUCUGGCUGUGGGACUGGGACUCGGAGCCGUCCUCCUCACGCUUCCCUCAGGUGAUUUCCACCUGGAGGACUGGGGCUCUGCGAAGCGGCUCGUCCUGUGCGUGGCGGCCGGAGUCGCCGUCCUGGUUCUGGUCCGGCUGCACCGGCUGCUCUUCCGGCCCCUGGAGCUGCUCCGGUCCCCGGAGGAUGUGGGAUACAUCGCCGAGGACGGGCGCAGCAAGGCGCGGGCUGCGAACGAGGCGCGCCGCCGGAGGAGAGUCGGGGAGCUGCCGCCGGUUUACCCGAACGGCUGGUACCGGGUUCUGGACUCCCACAUGCUGGGCCGGGGAGAGGUCAGAAGCGCCUAUAUUCUAGGUCAGCAGCUGGUGGUGUUUCGGGGCCACGAUGGGAAAGCCUAUGUGCUGGACUCGUACUGCCCCCACCUGGGCGCCAACCUGGCUGUGGGGGGUCGCGUGUUGGGAAACUGCAUCGAAUGCCCGUUCCAUGGCUGGCAGUAUCGGGGAAGCGACGGGAAAUGUGAGAAGAUUCCGUACUCAGAUAAAGUACCUGAGUCCGCCCAGGUGCGCCGCUGGCCCAGCUGUGAGGUGAACCAGCAGGUUCUGGUCUGGUUCCACUGUGACGGGUUGGAACCACAGUGGAGCGUCCCAGAGCAGCCGGAGGUCGCUAACGGCCAGUGGGUCUACAGAGGCAGAACCGAGCAUUUCAUCAACUGCCACAUUCAGGAGAUUCCAGAAAACGGAGCGGACAUCGCUCACCUGGAUCACCUGCACACUCCGGGCAUCCCCAGCGGAGUGGAUCUGCGCUACACCAACAGCAAAACCUGGGAGUUUGUGCGACACGACUGGAAGGUUGAAUGGGAUCCAGAGCCUGAACCCACCAGUCACUGCUCUCAGAUGAGGGUCAAUCAUUCACUCACCUUGUUUGGAUGCCGUUUGCCUCUGCUGGACCUGCGCGUUGUGGCCAGACAGGUGGGCCCAGGCGUGGUGUUCCUGCGGUUCGACCACAGCUUCCUGGGCCGCGGCCUGAUGAUGCACUGCGUGACGCCGGUCGAGCCUCUGCUGCAGUGCGUAACUCACACCAUGUUCUACCAGCGAAACAUCCCAGCUGUGGUGCCCAAAUUCAUCCUCAAAGGAGAAUCCAUUCAGUUUGAACGCGACGUGAUGAUCUGGAACAACAAGAUGUACAUUUCCAAGCCCCUGCUGGUGAAGGAGGACGCUGCGGUUCGGAGGCACCGCCGCUGGUUCAGCCAGUUCUACAGCCAGAACAGCCCGCGGCUGGAGUACCGGCAGGACACUCUGGACUUCUGACCCGCCUCUGGAGGUCGCCUCGGUCUGGCUCCAAGAAACCUCUCAGAGAAAAAAUUAUUUUUAUCUGUUUCAGGUUGAAAAAAUUUAGCUAUGCAGUUUUUUUAUGCUUUCCUAAAGGCCAAGCAGAAAAAUUAUCCAUCCAAGAUCAUGAAGAGAAAUAAAUUCUCUUUAACCCUUUAAUGUGAAAUUUUUACUAACAAUAAGCACAUAAAAACUGUCUAAAAGUGUGAAUUUGUUGUAUAAGUUUAUUAUGGGAUGGUUUGAACCUGAAGGAAUGUUCUGUUCACAGGUAAAUGUUUCACAAAAAUUUACACUUCACAUGUUUUUAUAGUUUCUUUUGGGUCUGUUCUGCUUCUAAUAACAACCCAAGUGCUUAAAAACCA